Suillus paluster is the source of this 2031-nucleotide messenger RNA. Its product is annotated as armadillo-type protein. Lineage: Eukaryota; Fungi; Basidiomycota; Agaricomycetes; Boletales; Suillaceae. Gene Ontology annotation, molecular function: protein phosphatase regulator activity. Gene Ontology annotation, cellular component: protein phosphatase type 2A complex. Bases 1 to 2031 code for a protein of 676 amino acids. Gene Ontology annotation, biological process: signal transduction. The transcript has 10 exons. The record is from RefSeq and is a predicted model, not a curated record.
AUGAAGGGACUCAAGAAAUCUUUCCUCAACAGGAAGAGUUCUCAAGAUUCUUCCUCAUCAAAGUCUAAAGAUCAAAAAUCUACAACUCCAGCUACAGCAGCACCUCCACCACCACCACCGAACACCGGCAAGCCACUUCCUCAGCCUGCUUCCGGUGGUCUUCCAGGUGCAUCAGUCAACAAUUCUAGCAAUCACUCUCUCAGUUCACAAGGAGCUUCAUCUUCUGGUCGUCCCCCUUCUUCUACUUCAAUCGCACCAUCAGUCCCAGAUCGUAGGUACAAUUCUACAGGCAACCCCUCUCCCAUUCCACCAAUCGUUGUAGUUAGCUCAGACCCAGUGUCUGACCUAGCGCCCCGCUCAGCCUCGUAUAAUUCUCCAGAGCGCAGCACUAUUGGAUUAGAUGGUAAUUCAACUCCUCCACGCGCAAAUACCUUGAACCGUCUACGCUCUGGCCCACGCGAUACAAUCCCUAUCGUCGGAAAGCCUCCACGCAAACAACGGAGCAGUCGCUUUGUCGUCACAGAAAAGGUCGACAUUGAAAAAUUGCCUCCUUUCGCAGAAACUCCUCCCACUGAGCGUUCUAUCUUAUUUAUCAAGAAGCUCAAUCAAUGCCGUGUAUUAUUCGACUUCAAUGACGCGAGCGCUGAGCUUAAAGGAACUGUCAUCACUGAAAACAUAUACCCCGAGGUUGUCAACAUGUUUGCUGUCAACCUCUUCCGAUCGAUACCCCCACCUCUCGCCUGGCCUCAUCUCCAGAUUGUCUAUGAAUUUUUUCUUCGCUUCGUCGAGAGCCCAGAUUUCAACACCAAUCUCGCCAAGCGAUACAUUGAUCAACCCUUCGUCCUAAAUCUCCUCGAGCUCUUUGACUCUGAAGACCCUCGCGAACGCGACUUUCUCAAGACUACGCUACACCGCAUUUACGGUAAAUUCCUUAACCUUCGGGCCUUUAUCCGUCGGUCGAUAAACAACGUCUUUUAUCAUUUCAUUUACGAAACCGAGAGACAUAAUGGAAUCGCCGAGCUGCUUGAGAUCUUGGGUUCCAUCAUCAACGGCUUUGCCCUACCUCUCAAGGAUGAGCACAAGACCUUCUUAACCCGGGUGCUCCUUCCCCUACAUAAAGUCAAGAGUCUUUCGCUUUAUCACCCACAGCUUGCGUACUGUGUCGUGCAGUUCCUCGAGAAGGAUCCAACCUUGGCGGAGGAAGUUAUGCUCGGACUGCUGAAAUACUGGCCCAAGGUCAACUCUCCAAAAGAGGUUAUGUUCCUGAAUGAAGUCGAGGAAGUACUUGAUGUCACCGAUCCCUCGGAGUUCCAGAAGAUCCAGGUCCCGCUGUUCCAGCAACUUGCGCGAUGCAUCAACAGCCAGCACUUCCAGGUUGCUGAGCGAGCCCUGCUGUACUGGAACAACGAAUACGUAGUCAAUCUCAUGAGCGAUAAUCUACCUGUCCUCCUGCCACUCGUCUUUCCUGCGUUGUAUACGAAUUCCAAGAGCCACUGGAACCGGACUAUUCACGGGAUGGUGUAUAAUGCACUGAAGUUGUUUAUGGAGAUCAACCCAGAGCUGUUUGACGAAACGAUGCAACACUACAAACAACGGAAGAUCGAGGAGCAACAACAUGCUGUUGAGCGAUAUGAGCAGUGGCAGAGAGUGCGUGAAAAGGCAAUACAGAACGCUGGCGGGAAGUUGCCUCCAGGAUUUGAAGAGGUUGAACGUCUACCCCCACCUCCUCCAUCGCCCGGUGAUGAUUCGGAUAUUCUGGAUUUAUCGAUGGAGCUGAACGCAGUGUCGCUUGAUGGUGAUAUUCCUGGUGAUCUCGACGAAUCUGGUAUCGAACGAGUGCCCAUGGCUGAUCCUGGGUUGGAUCGCGAGUUUCCGCAAGUCGGGGGUGAUCAUUCGCCUGUGUCUCAGAGUCCUCAUGUACGACGAAAGAGCGUCCUUCCUGUGGAUCCAUCUGUCAUUCGCGACCUGCAAGCCCAUCGGAGCCUGGACGAUACUCUUGGAAUCGGGGGGCAUCAUACAAAUGGGGCAUAA